CUCCGAAGUUCCAGUCCAUUUCCAUACAUCAUGUUCAAAUUCAAGCUGGAACGUGACGAUUCGGGUGGUAAAAUUCUCCCGAAUUGGUUAAGUUACGACUCCCAGGCAGCCGGUUAAGAUCAAAUCGUCGCACAAAUUACUGUGAACUUAGUUCCAAAUCUCUCGUGACGUUCGAUGGCUGUUUAUAAGGCCCAGGACCCACGUCAAAACCCCCAGGAUCAUGUCACAGGCGUCCACUAUCCAAUUUCCUUCUCGCGACCCUUCUCCUGCACCUAAGAAUCACGACUACAAUUCUGACGCUUCAUCGGUGUCAUCAUCUUCUUCAAGUUUUCGUCGACGGCGGCGCCGUGCGGGUGUCGUCGGGGCUGAUGCAUUGCGGGCAAUCUCUAUAUCAAGUGCAGCCUCUUCGGACUCUGGGCACAGUGAUCAAUCUGAGUCAGAGGUCGAAGAAGCACCGGUGCCUAUCCCAAGAGGUCGUGAGGAAAUAUGUUCGGAAAGACCUGGGGGCAGAAGAGUUAGCAGAAAGCCGAAAGUAGUGAAGCUGAGAAUAGAGCUCCAUCUGGAGAUAGAUAUGACGAUAAAGGCGAAGAUACGUGGGGAUAUCACCCUAUCACUCUUGUGAGUAAGGUCUAUCUAGCAAGCAUGAAACGUUGGUGUUGAUUAUCCGCCAGCCGAUGAUAUUUACGCCAGCCAGUGAUUCAGUGCAGCAGUUGGGCAAAGGCUAGUUUCGGUUUCACCUUUGUUCAGUUUCCGAAGCUGAUACUACAAUGCUCUCUAGGACUU
This is a messenger RNA of Guyanagaster necrorhizus, 783 nucleotides long. RefSeq lists its product as uncharacterized. The record is from RefSeq and is a predicted model, not a curated record. The transcript has a single exon. Lineage: Eukaryota; Fungi; Basidiomycota; Agaricomycetes; Agaricales; Physalacriaceae. The coding region runs from base 221 to 622 and encodes 133 amino acids.